AUGUCGAGCUCCGGAUCUUCUCCCAAACAAAUACUCAGCGAUUUAGAGUUUUUACUAUGUUGUAUCGAUUCUAUUUCAGAUGGUGAAAUAGACUACACCGCCGUCGCGAAAGCGGCUAACUACGCCAACGAUGGCAGAGCUCGGGCAAGGCUGUCGAGAAUUAACUCCAAACAUGGCACCAGACCAGUUAUAUCCAAAAAGGAGGAAGAGAAGACAGUUGAAAAGCAAGCCAAAGAUAUAGCCCUAAAAGACCCCUCGAAAGAACCGAGCACAAAAACGCACAUAAAAAGGGUCGGAUCCGCAGAAAAUAAACUUACCGAUGGUACCGAUAAAGCGGGCCGAGUUACUAGGAGCUCUGCCUCGAAGGUCCCUGCGUCAAAUGAUGUUAAAGUCAAGAAAAAGAAACCAACUUCUUCCGUAUAA
Molecule: messenger RNA, 423 nt
Organism: Orbilia oligospora ATCC 24927
Lineage: Eukaryota; Fungi; Ascomycota; Orbiliomycetes; Orbiliales; Orbiliaceae
Exons: 2
Coding region: 1-423 (140 amino acids)
Source: RefSeq, a predicted model, not a curated record